CAUGUUGUUGUGGGGCUGAGGCGGCGCCGGCGGAGCCCAGCGGCCGUGACAGGCUGCGCAACAGGUUCGCUGCGGCCGACCUGACGACUGACCCGGCGGCGGCGGCGGCCGCACGGCAGGGUCUUCCCCGGCGCGGGUGCCGAGGAGCGCUCGGGGGGGUCGGUGGCGCGGUGACGCGCGCGAGGCGCCAGAUGGCUGAGAGCUGCAAGAAAAAUUCAGGACCAUGAUGGCUCAGUUUCCCACAGCUAUGAACGGAGGGCCGAAUAUGUGGGCUAUUACCUCUGAAGAACAUAAGCAUGACAAACAGUUUGAUAACCUCAAGCCUUCAGGAGGUUAUAUAACAGGUGAUCAGGCCCGUACUUUUUUCCUACAGUCCGGUCUACCGGCCCAGGUUUUAGCUGAAAUAUGGGCCUUAUCAGAUCUGAACAAGGAUGGGAAGAUGGAUCAGCAGGAGUUCUCCAUAGCUAUGAAACUCAUCAAACUAAAGCUUCAAGGCCAGCAGUUGCCUGUAGUUCUCCCUCCUAUCAUGAAACAGCCCCCUAUGUUCUCUCCGCUGAUCUCCGCUCGUUUUGGGAUGGGAAGCAUGCCCAAUCUGUCCAUUCCUCAGCCAUUGCCUCCAGUUGCACCUAUAACAACACCCUUGUCUUCUGCAACUUCAGGGACCAGUAUUCCUCCCUUAAUGAUGCCUGCUCCCCUAGUGCCUUCCGUUAGUACAUCAUCAUUACCAAAUGGAACCGCCAGUCUCAUUCAGCCUUUACUUCCUUACUCUUCUCAACAUUGCCUCAUGCAAUCAUCGUACAGUUUGAUGAUGGGAGGAUUUGGUGGUGCUAGUAUCCAGAAGGCCCAGUCUCUGAUUGAUUUAGGAUCUAGUUAGCUCAACCUUCCUCCAACUGCUUCCCUCUCAGGGAACUCGCCCAAGACUGGGACCUCCGAGUGGGCAGUUCCUCAGCCUUCAAGAUUAAAGUAUCGGCAAAAAUUUAAUAGUCUAGACAAAAGCAUGAGUGGAUAUCAAUCAGGUUUUUCAACUAGAAAUGCCCUUCUUCAGUCAAAUCUGUCCCAAACUCAGGCUGGCUACCAUUUGGUGAGAGUCCUGGCUGACAUUGACGGUGAUGGACAGUUGAAAGCUGAGGAGUUAUCCUGGCAAUGCACCUCAACUGAUAUGGCCAAAGCUGGACAGCCGCUACCCCUGACUUUACCUCCUGAGCUUGUCCCUCCAUCUUUCAGAGGGGGGAAGCAAAUUGAUCCAUUAAUGGAACUCUUGCCUUCGUAUCAGAAAACACAAGAAGAAGAACCACAGAAGAAAUUGCCAGAUAAGAGAUUCUGUAGACUGUGGAAGAAAGCAAUGUACACGCUCUCCUUCCUUCUUUCCUCUUCCUCCCCUUUGAGGUUACUUUUGAAGGAUAAACGGAAAGCCAACUAUGAACGAGGAAACAUGGAACUGGAGAAGCGACGCCAAGCCUUGAUGGAGCAGCAGCAGAGGGAGGCUGAGCGAAAAGCCCAGAAGGAAAAGGAAGAGUGGGAGCGAAACCAGAGAGAAUUACAAGAACAAGAAUGGAAGAAACAACUGGAAUUGGAAAAACGCUUGGAGAAGCAGAGAGAACUGGAGAGACAGCGGGAGGAAGAGAGGAGAAAGGAGCUAGAAAGACGAGAGGCAGCAAAACAGGAGCUUGAAAGACAGCGUCGUCUAGAAUGGGAAAGAAUCCGCCGACAGGAACUUCUCAAUCAAAAGAAUAGAGAACAAGAAGAAAUCGUCAGGCUGAACUCUAAAAAGAAGAGUCUCCAUCUUGAGUUGGAAGCAGUGAAUGGAAAACAUCAACAGAUCUCAGGCAGACUUCAGGAUGUCCGAAUCAGAAAGCAAACACAAAAGACUGAGCUAGAAGUUUUGGAUAAGCAGUGUGACCUGGAAAUUAUGGAAAUCAAACAACUUCAACAAGAACUUCAGGAAUAUCAAAAUAAGCUUAUCUAUCUGGUACCUGAAAAGCAACUACUAAAUGAAAGAAUUAAAAACAUGCAGCUUAAUAACACACCUGAUUCAGGGAUCAGUUUACUUCAUAAAAAAUCAUCAGAGAAGGAAGAAUUAUGCCAAAGACUUAAAGAACAAUUAGAUGCUCUUGAAAAAGAAACUGCAUCUAAGCUCUCAGAAAUGGAUACAUUUAACAAUCAACUGAAGGAACUGAGAGAAAGCUAUAAUACACAGCAGUUAGCCCUCGAACAACUUCAUAAAAUCAAACGUGACAAAUUGAAGGAAAUUGAAAGAAAAAGAUUAGAGCAAAUACAGAAAAAGAAGCUAGAAGACGAUGCUGCAAGGAAAGCAAAGCAAGGAAAAGAAAACUUAUGGAGGGAAAGUAUUAAAAAGGAAGAAGAAGAAACAAAGCGACUUCAGGAAGAAAAGUCACAGGAGAAAAACUCAAGAGAGGAGCGAAAAGCUGAGGCCAAACAAAGUGAGACAGCUAGUGCUUUGGUGAAUUAUAGAGCAUUGUACCCAUUUGAAGCAAGGAACCAUGAGAUGAGUUUUAAUUCUGGGGAUGUCAUUCAGGUUGAUGAAAAAACUGUAGGAGAGCCUGGUUGGCUUUAUGGCAGCUUUCGGGGAAAGUUUGGCUGGUUUCCAUGCAACUAUGUAGAAAAAUUGCCGUCCAGUGAAAAAGCUCCAUCUCCUAAGAAGGCCUUACUUCCUCCUACAGGAUCUCUCUCUGCUACCUCAGCUUCUUCCCAACCACUUUGUUCAACUCAACCAGCAUCAGUGACUGAUUACCAAAAUGUAUCUUUCUCAAACCUUACUGUUAACACGUCAUGGCAAAAAAAGUCAGCUUUUACUCGCACCGUGUCCCCUGGAUCCGUGUCCCCCAUUCAUGGACAGGGGCAGGCUGUAGAAAACCUGAAAGCUCAGGCCCUUUGUUCUUGGACGGCAAAGAAAGAGAACCACUUGAACUUCUCAAAGCAUGACGUCAUUACUGUCCUGGAGCAGCAGGAAAAUUGGUGGUUUGGGGAGGUACAUGGAGGAAGAGGAUGGUUCCCCAAAUCUUAUGUCAAGAUCAUUCCUGGGAGUGAAGUAAAGCGAGAGCCAGAAACUUUGUAUGCGGCUAUAAAUAAGAAACCUACCUCCACAGCCUAUCCAGCUGGAGAAGAGUACAUUGCACUUUAUCCAUACUCAAGUGUAGAGCCUGGAGAUUUGACUUUCAAUGAAGGUGAAGAAAUAUUGGUGACCCAGAAAGAUGGAGAGUGGUGGACAGGAAGUAUUGGAGAGAGAACUGGAAUCUUCCCUUCCAACUAUGUCAAACCAAAAGAUCAAGAGAAUUUUGGGAAUGCUGGCAAAUCUGGAACAUUAAACAAAAAACCUGAGAUUGCUCAAGUGACUUCAGCAUAUGCCGCUUCCGGUGCUGAGCAGCUCAGCCUUGCACCAGGGCAGUUAAUAUUAAUCUUAAAGAAAAACACAAGUGGGUGGUGGCAAGGAGAGCUACAGGCCAGAGGGAAAAAACGACAGAAGGGGUGGUUUCCUGCCAGCCACGUAAAGCUGCUGGGUCCAAGUACUGAGAGGACCACGCCUGCCUUUCACGCUGUGUGUCAAGUGAUCGCUAUGUAUGACUAUGCAGCGAAUAAUGAAGACGAGCUCAGUUUCUCCAAGGGACAGCUGAUUAAUGUCAUGAACAAGGAUGAUCCUGAUUGGUGGCAAGGAGAAAUCAAUGGGGUGACUGGUCUCUUUCCUUCAAACUAUGUUAAGAUGACAACAGACUCAGACCCAAGUCAACAGUGGUGUGCCGAUCUCCAAGCCCUGGACACAAUGCAGCCCAUGGAGAGGAAGAGGCAGGGCUACAUUCAUGAGCUGAUUCAGACAGAGGAGCGGUACAUGGACGAUCUGCAGCUGGUCAUCGAGGUUUUCCAGAAGCCAAUGGCAGAGUCGGGCUUCCUCACCGAAGCAGAGAUGAUCUUGAUCUUUGUGAACUGGAAGGAGCUCAUCAUGUCCAACACGAAGCUGUUGAAGGCCUUGCGGGUGCGGAAGAAGACUGGCGGUGAGAAGAUGCCUGUUCAGAUGAUCGGGGACAUCCUGGCCGCAGAGCUGUCCCACAUGCAGGCCUACAUCCGCUUCUGCAGCUGUCAGCUUAACGGGGCCGCUCUGUUGCAGCAGAAGACAGAUGAGGACACUGACUUCAAGGAGUUCUUAAAGAAACUGGCAUCUGACCCACGAUGUAAAGGAAUGCCCCUGUCCAGCUUCCUGCUGAAGCCCAUGCAGAGGAUCACUCGCUACCCCCUGCUCAUCAGAAGUAUCCUAGAGAACACUCCACAGAAUCACGUUGACCACUCUUCCCUGAAACUGGCCCUUGAGCGAGCCGAGGAGCUGUGCUCCCAGGUGAACGAGGGAGUUCGGGAGAAGGAAAAUUCAGACCGGCUGGAGUGGAUCCAGGCACAUGUGCAGUGCGAAGGGUUGGCAGAGCAACUUAUUUUUAACUCCCUCACCAACUGCCUGGGUCCCCGGAAGCUUCUGCACAGCGGGAAGUUAUAUAAGACCAAGAGCAACAAGGAAUUGCAUGGGUUUCUCUUCAACGACUUCCUGCUGCUCACCUACAUGGUCAGGCAGUUCGCUGCAUCCUCUGGCUCUGAGAAGCUCUUCAGCUCCAAGUCCAGCGCUCAGUUCAAAAUGUAUAAGACGCCCAUUUUCCUGAAUGAAGUGUUGGUGAAACUGCCCACAGACCCUUCCAGUGAUGAGCCUGUCUUCCACAUCUCCCACAUUGACCGGGUGUACACCCUCCGGACAGACAACAUUAAUGAGAGGACGGCCUGGGUCCAGAAGAUUAAGGCUGCCUCAGAGCAAUACAUUGACACCGAGAAGAAGAAACGGGAAAAGGCUUACCAAGCACGUUCUCAGAAGACGUCAGGUAUUGGGCGUCUGAUGGUGCACGUCAUUGAGGCUACAGAAUUAAAAGCCUGCAAACCAAAUGGAAAGAGUAAUCCAUACUGUGAAGUCAGCAUGGGCUCCCAGAGCUACACCACCAGGACCCUCCAAGACACGCUAAACCCCAAGUGGAACUUCAACUGCCAGUUCUUCAUCAAGGAUCUUUACCAGGACGUACUGUGUCUCACUAUGUUCGACAGAGACCAGUUUUCUCCAGAUGACUUCCUGGGUCGUACUGAAGUUCCAGUGGCAAAAAUUCGAACAGAGCAGGAAAGCAAAGGCCCUACGACUCGCCGGCUCCUGCUGCACGAAGUCCCCACUGGAGAAGUCUGGGUCCGCUUUGACCUGCAGCUUUUUGAACAAAAAACUCUCCUCUGAGGGCCUGGAGAAGCCAGCACCAGGGGAGCUGCCCACAGGCUGGGUCUAAGAGUGGAAGACUACGUUCUCCUGGGCCGAGGAGCAUCACAUGGCUUCAUCCAUCACAAAGCCACAUGCCGGGCCAGUGUGUUCCUGCACACUAACUUGCUAGCCAUCUAUGCAAUGACCUUUCCUAUAGACAAACGCCACAGCACAGUGCCUUGUAACUAGUGCUAACGUCCAGCUGCGCUAGGUGCCGGGUUUCCAUUUUCAGGGCUAUAAAGUAUUAUGUGGAAAUGAGGCAUCAGACCACGGGGCGUUACCACUUGGCAAAUGUGUCCACUGUGGAGUCGGUGAUGCUAGAGCCGGUCCACACACAUGAGCCCUGCUGGGCCACAGCACUCAGGAGGGGAAGGGUUAGGGAAGAACAUUGCAGCCAUGGGGCUGUGUGGCCUGAUACUGAAGUAGCAUCCACUUGUGCACUGAAUAAACAGAAACUUGAUCCUUUCAUUCUGGUUAGAUUUUAUCCUUCUCUGCUCAGACAAUACGGUUUGAAAUAUAAAGAGGGAAGCUUGAUGUACUUUAAAUAUACUGUGAACUCUAAAAUAAUGUGGGAAUAUUUUUCAACUUUAAUUUUCUGAAGUAUAAAUUAUUUAUGUAAAUUCCUUGUUUUGCAUAUUUCAUAGAAAUGCAUCUUUAAGCUUUAUCAUUGCCAACUUGUACAGAAAGAGAAUAAAAGUAUAAGUUUAUGAAUGUAA
Molecule: messenger RNA, 6003 nt
Organism: Arvicola amphibius (Eurasian water vole)
Lineage: Eukaryota; Metazoa; Chordata; Mammalia; Rodentia; Cricetidae
Gene: Itsn2
Product: intersectin 2
Biological process (GO): positive regulation of Rho protein signal transduction
Molecular function (GO): guanyl-nucleotide exchange factor activity; protein binding; calcium ion binding
Source: RefSeq, a predicted model, not a curated record